GCCAAACGUAUACAGAGCAAUGAAUUGGCCGCCAUAAAAGUGAUUAAAUUAGAACCCACAGAUGACAUACAAAUCAUCCAACAGGAGAUUAUUAUGAUGCGUGACUGUCGUCAUCCAAAUAUAAUUGCAUACUAUGGCUCAUAUUUGCGACGUGAUAAAUUAUGGAUCUGUAUGGAGUAUUGUGGCGGUGGUAGUUUACAGGAUAUUUAUCAAGUAACCGGCCCACUGACAGAACAACAGAUUGCCUAUAUGUGCCGUGAAACAUUAAAAGGACUCGAGUACCUGCAUUCCAUGGGUAAAAUGCAUCGUGAUAUUAAAGGAGCCAAUAUACUACUAACAGAGUAUGGUGAUGUGAAAUUGGCUGAUUUUGGUGUAUCGGCACAAAUUACGGCCACCAUUAAUAAGAGAAAAAGUUUUAUUGGCACACCGUAUUGGAUGGCUCCCGAAGUAGCUGCUGUUGAACGAAAGGGUGGUUAUAAUCAAUUAUGUGAUAUUUGGGCUUGUGGUAUAACAGCAAUUGAAUUGGCUGAACUACAACCUCCUAUGUUUGAUUUACAUCCCAUGCGUGCUUUGUUCCUGAUGUCAAAAAGUGGUUUCAAACCUCCAACUCUUAGUAAUAAAGAUAAAUGGAGUCCUACAUUUCAUAAUUUUGUAAAAACAGCUUUAACGAAAAAUCCUAAAAAACGUCCCACAGCCGAAAGGCUGCUGCAGCAUCCUUUCGUACAGGGUGAGAUGUCGGUGCGUGUGGCCAAAGAAUUGCUUAAGAAAUACAUGAAUCCCAAUCAACAAUUCUAUUAUAAUUGGGAUGGUGAUGAGGAGACGGUUGCCAGUGUACCACAACGUAUUGCCAGUAAAAUGACAUCAAGGCCAAAUGGUAUUUCACCACAAAAUCAUACUUUAAAAACAGGCAUGACAUCAUCUAGUUCACAGUGGAAUAAUGAACGUUCUUCUAGUCCUGAAACUUUACCAAGUGACAUGAGUCUCUUACAAUAUAUUGAUGAGGAACUAAAAUUAAGAGCCACUUUGCCAUUAACUGAUACCAAAGAUUUACUAAGCACUGAAUGCAAUUGUAGCCAUAAUGGUGGAGGAAAUAGUAACCAUAACAACACAUCAUCAUCAUCAACAUCAGCCGUCGCAUCAUCAGCAGCAAUAAUAACAACAACAUCAUCAUCAUCCUCGUUGUCGGGUUGUAACAAUGGUUGUGCAACUGAUGUCACCGCAACAGCAACUACAAAUAGUUCAAUACUGGGCAACAGCAGCAGCAGUAGUAGUAGUGGCGGUCACACGACCACAAAUGGUGGAGGAAAUACUUCAUCAUCAGUUGCUUAUGGAGCUGGUGUUGGUGUAGGUGGUGGUGGUGGUGGUGGCAACAAUGGCUUAUCAAAUAUACGCACAACAGCAGUGGAUCAUGUUGAUAAUCAUUCAUCAUUGUUUGCUCACUUUGAUAUGCUAAGACAUGGUGGCCAUCACAACAACUACAGCAAUACAUCGUACAAUCGUCCGAUAUCAACACCGGCUUCGGGCUUAAUUAACAAUGCGAAUUUAUCCUCAGCUGCGGGUGGCGCAACAACGAAUGGCCAAAUGUCAACAUCAACCUCAAUCAAUACGACCAGCGAUGUCGUGGCCUCAACUUCUUCUGCCAACUCCUCCUCCAAUUUCUCCUCCUCUGCAUCAACGAAUGAUCCACAAGCGUCAACAACUGCGGCAUUAACAACAACAACCACCAAUAAUAUUACAAAUAACAGUCAUCAUAACUGUGAUUAUCGUCAUGAAAGUAAUCAGAAUGGUUUAGAGGACUCGCCACGACGCCACAGUUCAAUGGAUCAAUUAUUAGGUUUACUCAAUGAAAUGGGUAAAUCAUCACGUACUCGAAGUCUAAGCGAUGGGGGUACACAAGAAGAUGACGAUGAACUUGACAAAGAAGCUCAACCUGAUUUAUUAAACAAUACACCUCCUGUGCCUCCCAAACGUUCCCAUAGACGACGUCAUACACCACCACGACCCAUAUCGAAUGGCCUGCCACCAACACCUAAAGUCCAUAUGGGUGCUUGUUUUUCGAAAAUCUUCAAUGGCUGCCCUCUGCGAGUACACUGCACUGCCUCGUGGAUACACCCGGAGACACGAGAUCAACAUCUGUUGAUCGGUGCCGAAGAGGGUAUUUUCAAUUUGAAUAUGAACGAAUUGCAUGAUGCUGCCAUAGAUCAAUUAUUUCCACGUCGUACAACAUGGUUGUACGUCAUCAAAGAUGUCCUAAUGAGUCUGUCGGGUAAAUCGUGUCAAUUGUAUCGACACGAUUUGAUUGCCCUGCACUCGAAGCAAACACAUCGAUUUUCGUUGCACAUGAAUAAGAUACCGGAACGUUUGGUGCCACGAAAAUUUGCUCUAACCACAAAAGUACCCGAUACCAAAGGUUGUACACAGUGUUGUGUUACGCGGAAUCCCUACAAUGGCUAUAAGUAUUUGUGUGGUGCCACACCGAAUGGUAUUUUCCUAAUGCAAUGGUAUGAUCCAUUGAAUAAAUUUAUGCUGUUGAAACAAUGCGAGUGGCCGGCCACAAGCAUACUGGGCGGUGGUCAUGGUUGUGUACAAAAUGGUCAUACACCGGUCUUUGAGAUGAUUAUAACACCGGAACUGGAAUAUCCCAUUGUGUGUACGGGUGUGCGUAAAGCUGCUAAUGGCUGUCUUAAGUUGGAACUCAUCAAUAUGAACAGUGGUGCAAGUUGGUUCCAUUCGGAUGAUUUGGAGUAUGAUGCUAUGGCCACUAUGGUACCCAGACGAGACUUGCUCAAAGUCGUUAAAGUUCAUCAAGUGGAAAAGGAUGCAAUUAUAGUUUGUUAUGGCAACAUUAUACAGGUGGUAACGCUACAGGGUAAUCCAAAACAACAUAAAAAAUUGGUCUCACAAUUAAAUUUCGAUUUUAAUGUGGACAGUAUAGUGUGUCUACCAGACAGUGUUUUAGCAUUCCACAAGCACGGCAUGCAGGGCAAGUCGCUGCGUAAUGGUGAAAUAACGCAAGAAAUUAAAGAUAUGAGUCGCACAUAUCGUUUGCUGGGUAGUGAUAAAGUGGUGGCAUUAGAAAGUCAAUUGUUACGUACUGGUUCCUUAGGCAGUGAAGAGGGUCAUGACCUUUAUAUAUUGGCGGGUCAUGAGGCUAGCUAUUAAAAACUUUAACUUUAAUAAAAACAAAGCCCACAACAAUAAAAGUUAAAAAAGCUUAAAUUAGUAUUACACAACAGAGUAAAAACACAAGCAACUAAAUUUUUUUGAUUAAACCGAUAAAAAAAAACAAAAUUUAUAUAUUUAAAAAUAAAUCCAAACAAAAACAAUAUUUUAAA
This is a messenger RNA of Lucilia sericata (common green bottle fly), 3335 nucleotides long. RefSeq names its product mitogen-activated protein kinase kinase kinase kinase 5 (gene hppy). Gene Ontology annotation, biological process: protein phosphorylation. Gene Ontology annotation, molecular function: ATP binding; MAP kinase kinase kinase kinase activity. The transcript is spliced from 13 exons. NCBI's taxonomy places the organism in Eukaryota, Metazoa, Arthropoda, Insecta, Diptera, Calliphoridae. The annotation marks the transcript as partial. The record is from RefSeq and is a predicted model, not a curated record.